AUGAUAAAGAAGCCGACUCGAUGGACAGGGAAAUUGAUAAUACUAGAAAAGCGGCGGCGGUACGGAUGGCGGUGUCAGCGGGACGGUAGAGAUUCCUCCUCUGCAUCCUCUCGUCUGACCUGCAAACCCUCGACGUCGUUGACUUGGCUGAGAAUGGUGAUGCAAGUGGCAUCGGAGUGUGGGGUGAAUCCCGGCACCAGCUCCGGUUGCAAUCAAGGAGAGUAUUAUAUGAUCUCCACCAACACAGCCCAUCCUUCAUCUUCAUCGCAAUCUCGUUUCCUUCACCUCAUGUGCCUCUUCUUUCGCCCCGAUGAAGAAAGCAUAGUUGUUGAUUGA
Molecule: messenger RNA, 336 nt
Organism: Linum trigynum
Lineage: Eukaryota; Viridiplantae; Streptophyta; Magnoliopsida; Malpighiales; Linaceae
Source: the annotation of a GenBank genome assembly